AUGAGCUCUGCUUGGCGGUGUGAAAGCAGCCUUUGCCACAGCCAAGGAUCAGUCGAUCUUGUCUCCGCUCUCUGCUCCAGCCAAGGAUACUCUGGGCUGGCAUGAUGAGGCUGGGGACCUUCGGGAUCUUGCUAGCGCUUGUGCGCACGACAGCAGCCUGCGAAUUUGGGCCGUUACCUUACAGCGUCACAGGGAUCGUCUGCAGGAUGACGAAGCCCGCGGCAUUGCUGUUAAACCAGGAAACAGCGCAGGUCAUUCAAGCGGCGUUCAGAAAUGCCAAAUUCCCAAACGUCACCGGCGAAAGGUCUGUGCGGUUCCUCGGCAAGGUGGCCUACGGGCUGACAAACAUCCAGGUCAACAACUUGUCCAUCGAGCAGAGUGAGGUGGAGCUCAAGGAAAAUGAUGCCAUUGACAUCGCCAUUAAAAAUGUGACAGCUGUCUUCAAAGGGACCCUGAACUACGGCUACGCUGGGGUGUGGUUUUUGCAGCUUUUUCAUUCAGUCGAUUUUGAAAUCGAGUCUUCAAUUGAUCUCCAGAUAAACAUUAAACUGAUGUGCCAGGAGGACCAGGUGGCUGCUGAUGCCUCGGAUUGCUACCUGACUUUCCACAAGCUGGCGCUUCACCUCCAAGGGGACAAGGGGCCGGGCUGGCUGAAGCAGCUCUUCACAGAUUUCAUUGCCUUUACUUUGAAGCUUGUUCUCAAGAGCGAGGUUUGUGAGGAAAUCAAUUUUCUUGCUCAGAUGCUGGCAAAUUUUAUACAUGACCUAGCAGCAAAUUUUGUCCAGGAUGAAGAUAUCAAACUUGAUAUCUCCCUUGCAUCGGUUCCUUUAAUAAAAGCAAAUUACCUAGAAACACAUCACAAGGGCCUUGUCCGGUACGAGAACUACUCUGAUGUCUUCAGUGACUCUCUUUUCUCCCCAACUCUGCUGUCCGAAUCCCGAAUGCUCUACUUCUGGCUGUCCGAGCACAUCCUCAACUCUCUGGCUUCGGCAGCUUUCUUAGAUGAACGCCUGACGUUGACCAUCUUUGGGGAGAAGUUGCAGGCCCUGUUUGAAAUCGAAGAGACAGAGACCCAGCGGAAGGCGGUGCAGAUGAUUUUUCAAGGCACUUCCUACAAUGAUUCUGUGGCCAAGGUGUGGAGUCUCACCCGUCCCCAGAUCUCUGUCCAGCCCGAAGGGACAGUCGUGAAGUCUGUGGUAGCUGUGGAGAUCAGCAUCUUUCCCCCGGGGAAAGAGCCCCUGGUGGCUCUGUAUAUGGAGAAGGAAAUCACGGUCACUAUCCAAGCUGCCUAUGCGGAAAAGAAACUAAUUUUGCACCCUUUGGACUCCAGGACAGAAUUUAAAGCCUUUAAAUGCACAGCCGAUCCAAGCAGGAAUGACAAAUCCAUGAGAAACUUCCUGCAGAAAAUGAUUUUGGUCACCGGGAUCCCAGAAGUGAUUUCAAGCAUCGAACUGACUUUAACUUCACUGAUGAACAGCAAAGGGCUUAAUCUGUUUGAAAUCAGAAGUCCUGAGAUCAUCACAAGAAAGGGAUAUCUAAUUGUACAACUUGACUUUAGCUUCCCGGACCAUUUGCUUCUUGAUUUUCUUGAGAAAACAUUGUAUAACUGAUCUCUUCAUACAGGAGUGUGGGAACUCCUGUACAAAGAGAAAGCUUGUGUGUGAACCAACUGAAAGCCAAGCUGAUAUAAAUCAGCUUCCAGCCAUUCCCAGACAUUAAAAGCGAAGCUGAAUUUUCUUUCCUUUUCCUGAGAAAUGCUCCAGCUUCUGUGCAACUGUAUCUCCACUGAGCCUUUCCUCUGCAGAGAUGCCUUAGUCUGCAUCUCUACACAGUCUCCUGUUUCAGGAUCUUGGCAGGACUUGUGUGCUUAGGGGCAAGGGUUGAAUUCUUGAAGUGUGUUGGCCCUGGGCCAGCACUCACGGGAGCCAGCAAGGCUUUGCCCAUCAUCUGGCAUCUCUGUCGUUACAGUUUGGAAACGUAGCACCUCUUUAUUCUGAACCUGCAUUUUGUUUCCAGCAAGAGCCUCAUUAGGAUGUAGCAAGAGGUUCCUGAUUUUGACAGACUUAAGCAACUCGAAUGACAUUAUCAAACUCCAAGUAAGCUCAGAAGCAGCAAUGCUGAAAGACUCAAGUACGGUAGAAGAAAGUGAAUGGGACAUAAAUUAGCACCGCAGUAUAAGAAUGGAGAGCUCUCAUGUCCUCAGUACUUUCUUUACAGAGCCCGAAACACUAUGUAGAGCUCUAGGCACAUUGUUGCAUUCAUGUUGUUGAGACACUGGGAGCAAACUUAAGCAAUAAAAAUGAUAAGGAACAGAUUAUAAGAGAGACUACAACUAUCUACAGUAGACAGCAGGAUCCUGUUCCUUCCUCCUGCAAUGCAUUAAUUUAUCUGAAGCAGCUCAGUUAUUUUCCUGUACCAAUUUUUGCUCUCGCCUCUUUUUUUUUAAAUUAAACUUUUCAUUUGGAAGAAA
Messenger RNA from Struthio camelus australis, 2470 nucleotides. The record is from RefSeq and is a predicted model, not a curated record. NCBI's taxonomy places the organism in Eukaryota, Metazoa, Chordata, Aves, Struthioniformes, Struthionidae.